Messenger RNA from Erigeron canadensis, 1464 nucleotides. Its product is annotated as GDSL esterase/lipase At3g48460-like. The coding region runs from base 1 to 1464 and encodes 487 amino acids. Gene Ontology annotation, molecular function: hydrolase activity, acting on ester bonds. Lineage: Eukaryota; Viridiplantae; Streptophyta; Magnoliopsida; Asterales; Asteraceae. The record is from RefSeq and is a predicted model, not a curated record. The transcript has 2 exons.
AUGAAGAAAUUCAGAUGUAUCUUUCUUCCUCUUGUGGUUCUCAUUAUAUCCUUUACUCUCUAUCCUGCAUUGGCACAUAGAAAACCACCACAGGAUUGUACUCCCCCAAAACCAAAGCCUCCGCCCCAAGACGAGCCUAAACCAAAGCCUCCGCCGCAAGAGGAACCCAAACCAAAACCUCCACCGAAGGAGGAACCGAAACCAAAGCCUCCACCAAAAGAGGAGCCAAAACCAAAGCCUCCACCAAAAGAGGACCCUAAACCAAAGUCUCCGCCUCAAGAGGAUCCGAAACCAAAGCCUCCUCCACAAAAUCCACCUGAAGACCCUAAACCAAAACCGCCUAAAGAUAAUAAGCCAGAACCCCCACAAGAGCCACAAAAACCAACUCCAUUCCAUGAUAAAUACAAAGGUUGUUUCUCCUCCAUGUACGCUUUUGGAGAUUCAUAUACGGAUACAGGAAACGCUCAGUUCAUGGGUAGUCUCACUAUAUCAUUCUCCGGCUCUUUAAGCUCUCCUUAUGGAUCCACCACAUUCGGAAAGAGCUCUAACCGGUUAUGUGAUGGUCGGCUAGUUCUUGAUUUUAUAACAGACUCCCUAGGCUUGCCGGUUUUACCUCCGUACCAAUCAACCUCGGCUAACUUCACUAGUGGUGCAAACUUUGCUAUUGCUGGAUGCACAACUGUAGCCAAUGACCUUUUCUCCAAGUUCGCUCGACUUUUUCUGUGGAAAGCGACACCCUUAGGUGUAUGGACUCAGUUAGAAUGGUACAAAAAGUUUCAAGUAGAUCACCUAUGUAAAGGGUUAGAUCAAAACGGAUGCCAAGCAAAAAUGAAAACUGCAUUGUUUUGGGUCGGGGAGAUUGGAAUCAAUGAUUAUUCACGUGCAGUUGGAUCCAAGAUACCCCUUCGUUCGAUAGCCAAGUCAUCCGUUGUAUAUACAACAGAACUUGUCCGGACAUUGAUAAGAAACGGGGCUAAGAACAUAGUAGUUCAAGGGUUACCACCACUUGGUUGUCUUCCUCUAGACAUCUCCAUAACUCCGAUAAGCAUUCGUGACAGAUCAGGCUGUUCACAGAUUGUGAAUGCAGCUGUUGUAAUCCACAACCAAAUCUUGCAAGCCAAAUUAGAAAUAUUAAGAAAGUUGUUCCCAGAUGUUACAAUCAUAUAUGCAGAUUCUUGGAAAGCAUAUUAUAAUAUCGUAAACAACGCUGCAAAAUGCAAGAUUCGUGAAACUCGUAGAACUUGCUGUGGAGCUUCUGCAGCACAAGACAACCUGAACUUUAAUCUUCAGUCCUUGUGCGGUUCUGCAGGUACAUCCAUAUGCGACAAUCCAAGCCAAUACAUAAGCUGGGAUGGGAUCCAUCCCACUGAGUCCAUGAACUAUCAUAUGACGGAUCAAUACAUAAAUAAUGGGUGUUGUAAUCCACCGUUUGAGCAGCUCAUGAAAAAGUCUGCCGCUGUGUAG